Messenger RNA from Gongylonema pulchrum, 306 nucleotides. Lineage: Eukaryota; Metazoa; Nematoda; Chromadorea; Rhabditida; Gongylonematidae. The record is from the annotation of a GenBank genome assembly.
AUGUACGACAAAUGCUAUGCAAGACAGGCGAACAAAUUCUGUGGCUCAAAAAUGUAUGAAUUUGUGACCGAUUUAAGCCAGCGAAGUUUCAGGGCACUGCUCGAGUUGCUGCUGGAGUCCGGAUUGAUCAAACGUCUACCAGAAGCAUGCAGCAUCUGGGAAAGAAAUUCAGCAAGCCGCUGGCACAGUGAACGUGGAAGCGCACAACGGCGCGACAUCUCCGUCAACGGCUGUUCCCAGUCUUGCCGAAUUGAAUUUCUAAUAUCCGCUGCUUUAAUGAUCCAGUACUUAGUUUUCGGUGUUUAG